UAGAAGUAAUGGGUUUAUCAUCUGUAACAUCACAGUUGAAUGUAGGUGUGAUAAAGCUUUCUUAUUUGUUUCAUUGCCUUAGAUUUUGAGGAGGACUCUCUUUCAUUACAGAUUGUAGUGAUCCAGAGAAUUUCACCUGGGACCAGUACUUAACAGAAACAAAAUCCCAAGCUGUGCCUGCUCGAGCUUUCAAGCAAAGACAACCACACAGCUUUAAAUCAAACUGGAAGUUGGAAGCAGUGGAUAAGAGGAAUCCAAUGCUACUGAGGGUGGUAACAAUUGUGGAGACGUCAGCUCAUGCUGUAAAGAUACAUUUUGAUGGAUGGUCUGAUGCCUACGAUUACUGGGUUGAUGAUGAUUCUCCUGAGAUACACCCUGCAGGAUGGUGUUAUCAAACUGGACAUCCUUUACAACCCCCUAUUGUGAGUGAGAACCUCAGUGCACCUGGUCAGGGAGGAUGUCCUACUCCUGGGUGUAAUGGUGCAGGACACAUCAAAGGCCCAAGGUAUACCACUCAUCACAGGUAAAGACUACAAAGAUAU
Limulus polyphemus (Atlantic horseshoe crab) is the source of this 542-nucleotide messenger RNA. Its product is annotated as lethal(3)malignant brain tumor-like protein 4. Gene Ontology annotation, cellular component: nucleus. The record is from RefSeq and is a predicted model, not a curated record. Gene Ontology annotation, molecular function: zinc ion binding. The transcript has 2 exons. Lineage: Eukaryota; Metazoa; Arthropoda; Merostomata; Xiphosura; Limulidae. The coding region runs from base 258 to 527 and encodes 89 amino acids. Gene Ontology annotation, biological process: regulation of DNA-templated transcription.